This is a messenger RNA of Salvia hispanica, 1072 nucleotides long. RefSeq lists its product as uncharacterized. Gene Ontology annotation, biological process: translation. NCBI's taxonomy places the organism in Eukaryota, Viridiplantae, Streptophyta, Magnoliopsida, Lamiales, Lamiaceae. The record is from RefSeq and is a predicted model, not a curated record. Gene Ontology annotation, molecular function: structural constituent of ribosome. Gene Ontology annotation, cellular component: mitochondrial large ribosomal subunit.
AACUCUUCAAAUUAAAAUCGGAAAAAAUCCCUAAAUUCGGAACAGAACCGCCGCUUUCUUCAUCACCAGAUUUCUCCUCGCCAUUGUUAUGUUGAGAAAAUGCUGAGAAGAAGAUUCACUUCAGUGUUCCCCAGCUUGAUCCGAGCUGCCCUGGUUCAGCGCCCAAACCCUACACCAACACCAAGGUUUCCUCCUCAGCUACACUAUGCAUCGCCGUAUGCGGCUUGCUUCAAUCACCGCUGCAAUUCAGCGAGCGUUAGGGCUUACAGCAGCCUUUUGGCGCUGAACGAUCUGAGGGAUAAUCCAGGGUCGCGCCAGCAGAAGACGAGGAAGGGGCGUGGUAUCGGGUCGGGUAAGGGGAAGACGGCCGGGCGGGGGCACAAGGGCCAGAAGGCUCGUGGCACCUAUAAAUUCGGAUUUGAAGGCGGACAGACGCCGCUCCGCCGCCGCCUUCCCAAACGAGGCUUUAAGAAUCCCUUCACUCUCACAUUUCAGCCUGUUGGUUUAGGAAAAAUCGCAAAGCUGAUAAAUGCUGGGAAAAUUGAUUCUUCAGAAUUGAUAACGAUGAAAACUCUCAAGGACUGUGGAGCUAUAGGCAAGCAAAUAGAAGACGGUGUUAGACUAAUGGGACGCGGAGCUGAACACAUUGAAUGGCCCAUCCAUCUAGAGGUUUCAAGGGUGACAGUAAGGGCGAAAGCAGCAGUAGAGGCUGCUGGGGGGACGGUGAGACGUGUGUAUUACAACAAACUGGGGCUGCGGGCGCUGCUGAAACCAGAGUGGUUCGAAAAGAAGGGCAGGCUACUUCCAAAAGCAGCAAGGCCACCUCCGAAAUUGAAAGAGAAAGUAGAUAGCAUCGGCCGAUUGCCUGCCCCAAGGAAACCGAUACCUUUCACUGCUGAAGAAAAAGAGGCUAUGCCUGCUGCUUCCUAAACUGCUUAAUGACUACUUUAGAGGCAAGACAAAUUGCUGAAUUUAUUAUAGAAUUUGAUUUUGUUUUGUUUUGUUUUGUUGUUAGUUGAGAUGAUGUUCUUGCUCCAACAAAAAUAAAAUUUUUGUUGUUAACAUGUCUAAA